AAAGAAAAACCAGUGGGGUUGGGAGCGUAAAGAAAAAGAUAAAAACCAGAGAAACGGCUUCCCUUUCCUCUCCUUCUGUUGUUCACAACUGCCAUCCAUUCCAGAGAGGCACAGCCUUUCUCCUUCCUUUUUUCUGUACUUUAAAAAAAAAAAAAAAAAAAAAAAAUCCAUUUUUCUCUCUUUCUUUAUUACUUUCUUCUCAGAUUUUCCGUUUAGAAUUUAAGAAUUUUUAGGGUUUUACAUAUCCCUAUAAUUUUUUUUUUCUUCAUUUUGAGCGGUUUUGUAUUUGCGGAGAAGAAUAUCUGAGUGAAUAAGGGGGGACAAACCACCAAACGGCUAUAAUUGCUGAAGGGGUUGGAGAAGCUAAAAAGAGGAUCGGAAGAGGAGGAAACCAAGAUCGCUAAGCUCUGUUAACUUCUCUGCCUGGAUUCUGAAGUGGGUUCUCGACCCUUUUGCCAGAUUUGAACUUUUGAUCUGGUUUGAACCCCUUUCAGUUUGCAGAGGAGAGAGGCAGAUUGGUCUUGGAUUAAUCGUGUAUUUCUCUUCAAAUUGGAUAUUCGUGAUGCCUGAAGGAGGUUAUUAUAGCUCUAAGAAGACGGAUGAUAUCUGUGAAGAUGUCUGUGGCGAGGAAACUCGUGCUGCAUUGAGCAUGUCAAGACUUCGCUGUAUUCUUCGAGGGUUGGAUUUGAAGAUCUUCAUGCUUCUUUUCAUUUUGAUUCCAACAUGCAUUCUUGGUAUCUAUGUGCACGGGCAGAAGAUCACAUAUUUCCUACGGCCAUUAUGGGAAUCUCCACCCAAACCCUUUCAUGAUUUACCGCAUUAUUAUCAUGAGAAUGUCUCAAUGGAAAACCUUUGCAAACUUCAUGGAUGGGGAAUCCGUGAGUCCCCCAGACGUGUAUUUGAUGCGGUUUUGUUCAGCAAUGAGUUGGAUAUCCUUACCAUUCGAUGGAAUGAACUGUACCCUUACAUCACACAGUUUGUUCUGUUAGAAUCAAAUUCAACCUUCACAGGAUUGCCAAAGCCUCUGGUUUUUGCAAGCAAUCGAGAUAAGUUCAAAUUUGUUGAGCCUCGGCUAACUUAUGGGACCAUUGGAGGGAAAUCUAGGAAAGGGGAGAACCCAUUUGUUGAGGAGGCAUACCAGCGAGUUGCACUUGAUCAGCUCCUCAGAAUAGCUGGUAUUACUGAUGACGACUUGUUGAUAAUGUCAGAUGUUGAUGAGAUACCAAGCAGCCACACAAUUAAUCUCUUGAGGUGGUGUGAUGACAUCCCUCCUGUCCUCCAUCUCCAACUGAAGAACUAUCUGUAUUCGUUCGAAUUUUUUCUGGAUGACAAGAGUUGGAGAGCUUCAGUCCACAGGUAUCAGACAGGCAAGACGAGGUAUGCACAUUAUCGUCAAACCGAUGAUCUCCUUGCAGAUGCUGGGUGGCAUUGUAGCUUUUGCUUCCGUCAUAUCAGUGAAUUCAUAUUUAAGAUGAAAGCUUACAGCCAUGUCGAUCGAGUGAGGUUUUCCCAUUUUUUGAAUCCAAAACGGCUUCAGGAUGUAAUCUGCAAAGGUGCUGACCUAUUUGACAUGCUUCCUGAGGAGUACACUUUCAAGGAGAUCAUUGGAAAGUUGGGACCAAUACCAUCUUCUCAUUCAGCAGUUCAUCUUCCAGCAUAUCUUUUGAACAAUGCUGACAAAUAUAAAUUUCUCUUGCCUGGCAACUGCAAAAGAGAAAGUGGUUAAGUUUCUAGGGGUUUGAGGUUCUCCAUUGUAAAGUUUAAAGGGCUGCUCUUUUGACACCCCUCGGAGGGUUCUGUGGGGCAAAUGAUGACUCUGUUGUGGUAUGAGAUUCCAAUUACCAUGUAUCCAUCAUUCUUUAGAGAGAAAGUAGGGGGGGGGGAUUGGAUGAGUUGGAUAUCCUGGGUGAAACAUUGUAUAUAUCCCCUCUUUUUUUCUUGGUGUUUGGUUUCAUCCAUGUGGAGGUCACAUGUCCCUCUGUCAACAAGGAGCUUGCUGUGUGGGAGGUGGUGGUAUGAGUAUGACAUGAUCCCCCAAAAUGAUAAACAAAUGACAUUUCCCGAGCUUUUGUAUGUUGGGAAUUUUGUUUUUCUUUGUGACUAAUUUAUUCAUAUAUUCUUCCAA
Macadamia integrifolia is the source of this 2125-nucleotide messenger RNA. RefSeq lists its product as uncharacterized. The transcript has 2 exons. NCBI's taxonomy places the organism in Eukaryota, Viridiplantae, Streptophyta, Magnoliopsida, Proteales, Proteaceae. The coding region runs from base 563 to 1726 and encodes 387 amino acids. The record is from RefSeq and is a predicted model, not a curated record. Gene Ontology annotation, molecular function: beta-1,4-mannosylglycoprotein 4-beta-N-acetylglucosaminyltransferase activity. Gene Ontology annotation, biological process: protein N-linked glycosylation; N-acetylglucosamine metabolic process. Gene Ontology annotation, cellular component: membrane.